This is a messenger RNA of Meloidogyne enterolobii, 885 nucleotides long. The record is from the annotation of a GenBank genome assembly. Lineage: Eukaryota; Metazoa; Nematoda; Chromadorea; Rhabditida; Meloidogynidae.
AUGGCAUUUCAAAUGAGAAUAGUGAACUUGUUUUGGUUCAAGCUGCACGGUGAUCGUUCACCCACAAAAACCUUCAAAACGGAUAAAUAUCAAGAGAAGGAUUGGCCUCAAGGAUGGGGGCAAUUAACACCUACAGGAAUGGCUCAACAUGUAGAGUUGGGAAGACGACUAAGACAGCGAUAUAUAGAGGAAUUGAAAUUUGUUGGUCCUCGAUAUAAUAGUCACGAAAUUUAUGUUAGAAGUACUGACUGGAAUAGAACAUUAACUAGUGCUAUAUCGAAUUUUAUUGGCUUCUACGGCCCCGGAAAUGAUGAUGAAUACCCAAAGGAUUUGGGCGCCAACAAAUGGCCAGGAUGGUAUUUCCCUAUAGCUAUACAUUCAUUCCCUGGAAACGAAGAUUUUAUGGCUCCUGGAGAAUCUGAAUGUAAACGAUUUGAACAAAUAAAAGAGCGGAUAACUUUAACAGAAGAAUACAACUCGACUUUGAUUAAAUACAAAUGGCUACUCGAUUUUUUGAGUGAAAAGACGGGACAGAAUCUUGACCCUUUCGAUAUGUGGAUGAUUAACGAUGCUUUUUAUAUUGAGAAAUUAAAAGGAAAAAAAUUGGUAGACUGGGCAGAGGGGAACCAGACACUUUUGGAUGCAAUUGCUGAACUUGACAAUUUACAGGAAAGAUGGAUGGUUGGGUUAGGUAAUUAUUUAUAUUUAAAUUUUGUGGAGAAAUUUGUUGAAUUCCAGUUUAGAAAAAUUUUACGGAUUUUUGCGGACUGUCAAGAUAAACUUGCGGACAGAAAAUUUGUCCGCAAAAAAAUUUCGGAUUUUUGCGGACAAAAUUUUUUUGAUUUUUUGUCCGCAAAUAUUUUCUCCUCCACAUUCUUUGAUUAA